ACGUACGAUUUAGAGAGGGAAGCGUCCUCCAACGGAGGCCCAGAGCGCGAACCAUUUCCAGGUCGUUUAGUUCUUCUUCUUUUUUUCUUCUUCAUCUUCGCUGGAGAAAGUACCUUCGAUUCUCUCUCUGCCUGCAUCUGGCAUUCGCUGGAUAGAAAUCAAGGCAGGGCCAUGAGGACUUCUCUGAAAAAGCUGCGAGGGUUCGCACUUCACCACAGGCACGACGACUCCAAGUACAGGCAAGACGUACAUCCUUCGGGUCAAGCUCAAUGCGACGAGCUUGCGGAGGCUUCGCAGGACAUGUAUGACAUGAGAGGCUGCUAUGAUAGCCUACUUUCCGCUGCUGCAGCAACAGUAAACUGUGCAUAUGAAUUCUCAGAGUCAUUGCGGGAAAUGGGUACUUGUCUUCUUGAGAAAACUGCAUUGAAUGAUGAUGAAGAAAGUGGUAAAGUUUUGCUAAUGCUGGGAAAAGUGCAAUUUCAACUCCAAAGACUUAUUGAUAGUUAUAGAUCCCAUAUUGUGCAGACUAUCACAAUCCCAUCAGAAUCGCUUCUCAAUGAGCUUCGAACAGUAGAGGAGAUGAAGCGGCAAUGUGAUGAAAAAAGAAAUGUGUAUGAAGACAUGGUUACAAGGCACAGAGACAGAGGGAGGUCAAGAUGUGCAAAAGGAGAGAUGUUUUUUUCAGAGCAGCUACAAGCAGCUCAAGAUGAAUAUGAUGAGGAAGCAACCUUGUUUGUUUUUCGUUUGAAAUCACUAAAGGAGGGACAAUCUCGUAGUCUUCUUACGCAGGCUGCUAGGCACCAUGCUGCUCAGUUGUGUUUCUUCAGGAAGGGACUCAAGUCUCUUGAGGCAGUUGAGCCGCAUGUAAGAAUGGUCACUGAACGGGAGCAUAUUGAUUAUAAUUUCACUGGACUUGAAGAUGACGGGGAAGAUGGUGAUGACAGCAAUGAUGACGAAGAUAGCUAUGAUGCACUUGAUGAUGGGGAAUUGAGUUUCAAUUAUGGACUGAUUGACCAAGGACAAAAUGUUUCGGCAUCAAGAAACUUGAGGGAGGAAAAGUUAGUUAAAAGCCAAGGUGAUGUUUUUUUAUUUAGUAAAGAACUUAAGGUAGGCAGCCAAUCAGCCCCACUUAUUGCUGAGAAGAAAUUGGAUCUUGCUGAAAGGAUGGGACAAAUGCGGUCAUCAUCGAGGAAAUUUCACACAUACGUGCUACCGACACCAAUUGAUCCAAAGAAUUCAGUUCCUUCAGGGUCUGGUAAUUCUGUGCCUCGAAAAAGUGGACACAAUUUGUCGCACUCGUCCCCCUUGGAACCAAAGAAACUCGAGAAGAUUUUUGGAGAAAAGAAAUUGUCAGGAUCACCGAUUGCAAAUGCAUCAUCAAUACUCAGAGAGAGCAACAAUAAUAUUCCAUCUACUCAACUACCACCUCCUUCAGUUGAUGGGUUCUCAUUACCACAGCUCAAUCCAUGUGUGACUUCUUAUUCUGAAAAAUUCAAACGACAAGCUUUUUCUGGUCCAUUGAUGAGGUCAACCAAGUCUUUUUCACCUGCUGAUAGUCCACUGGGCUCAAUUGAACAACACCAACUGUUUUCUGGACCUAUUUUGCGGAACCCUGCCUCCCCUUCUUUUGUGUCGUCACCAAGAAUAAGUGAGCUUCAUGAGCUUCCUAGGCCUCCUGCCAAUUUUAACAAGUCUGAAAGAUCUUCAGGUUUUGUUGGUCAUUCUGCUCCAUUGGUCCACAGGCAUCAAGUGCUUUCUACUGCAAAUGAAUUUGUGGUGUCAAAUGCAGCAUCACCACUGCCAACACCUCCUCAGAUCCUCCCUCGUUGUUUCUCCAUACCCUCUGGUAGUCAAAGAAUGACAGUGUUGCAGGUGCCCCAGCAGUUGAUAGGUUCUCAGAAUUUAGCAGGGGCUGAAGACAUUGCUUCGCCUCCUUUGACACCACUUUCCUUAUCAAAUAUCCAGCUAGCAUCAACUGCCUCUGUGACUGUCAUUUCUGCUUGUCAAAUUAAAGAUGAAAACUGAUUCGACGCACUUUUGGAUAAUUUUUCCCUUACAUACUGGGAACCAAAUCUUAUUACUUGUAGGACAAGAUUUGAUUUCCCUAAUUGUGUACAGGUGCGGAUCUGUAUAUAAAGUCAUCCUCAAUUAUUUUUAUGCCAUCAUAUUGACUUUAUCCUCCUGAGUUAUUUAUGAUGACGAGCACGCACCAUAAGUGCAGUAAAUAAUGUGCGCAAUCCAUCAUUUGAGGAAUUUUGUAAUCUUUCCGAGAAAUUAUCAAUCAAUUUUCAGUCUGUCUUUUAAUUUUUAUAUUUUUAAAAAAUUAUUUUUUUAGUUCUUUUCCUGCCUUUUAAAACUUAGAAUCUUUGAUUAUUCCUAUGUUCAAUUCUAUAGGUGAAGGAUUUAUAGCAACGUAUUGUGUUGCUUGCUUGAGCCUUGAAUGCAGUUCAUCUCAACAGUGCGACUUAAUUAAUGCUUGCUGCUGCUGCUGCUGCUGCUGGUGGUUUUUUGGUUGUGUAGAAUGUUUGCUUGCUUUUCUAAUAAUACUGUGUUUUUAAAGUUAAAAUUAGGGGUUGCCUAUCAUGAAUUUAAUUUUUUCAUGCUUCCAGCAUAUGUACAAUUUCUUCACCAUGCACUUCAAUUCAAAUCCAUUUCGAUGUCUA
Malania oleifera is the source of this 2663-nucleotide messenger RNA. RefSeq lists its product as uncharacterized. The coding region runs from base 172 to 2025 and encodes 617 amino acids. The record is from RefSeq and is a predicted model, not a curated record. Gene Ontology annotation, molecular function: protein binding. NCBI's taxonomy places the organism in Eukaryota, Viridiplantae, Streptophyta, Magnoliopsida, Santalales, Ximeniaceae. Gene Ontology annotation, cellular component: cytoplasm. The transcript has 10 exons.